Messenger RNA from Triticum turgidum subsp. durum (durum wheat), 3102 nucleotides. NCBI's taxonomy places the organism in Eukaryota, Viridiplantae, Streptophyta, Magnoliopsida, Poales, Poaceae. The record is from the annotation of a GenBank genome assembly.
AUGGCGCUGCCGCUGGUCCUGCUGGUUCUGCUCGCCGCCGUGGCGGCGGCGAGGGAGGCGCACGGGUACGUGGCGUACAACACGAGCGCGGGGACGGUGGCCGGGCUGCUGAACGUGCACCUGGUGCCGCACUCCCACGACGACGUCGGCUGGCUCAAGACCGUCGACCAGUACUACGUCGGGUCCAACAACUCCAUCCAGGGCGCGUGCGUGAUGAACACGCUGGACUCCGUGGUGGACGCACUGGCGAGGGACCCUGGCCGCAAGUUCGUCGUCGCGGAGCAGGCCUUCUUCCAAAGGUGGUGGGUAGAGAAAAGCCCAAAAAUGCAGGCCAUAGUGCACAAGCUAGUUGAUUCUGGUCAGCUCGAGUUCAUAAAUGGUGGGUGGUGUAUGCAUGAUGAAGCUGCCACCCAUUAUAUUGACAUGAUUGAUCAGACCACACUUGGUCAUCGGGUGAUUAAAAAACAAUUCAACAAGACUCCAAGAGCUGGCUGGCAAAUCGAUCCUUUCGGUCAUUCUGCUGUGCAAGCUUAUUUGCUAGGAACAGAGCUUGGUUUUGAUUCUGUGCACUUUGCAAGAAUUGAUUACCAAGAUAGGGCAAAGCGUAAAGACGAUAAAGGCCUGGAAGUUAUAUGGCAGGGCUCAAGAACAUUUGGUUCAUCUUCUCAGAUCUUUACGAAUGCAUUUCCUGUCCAUUAUAGCCCUCCCGAUGGGUUUAGUUUUGAAGUUUUGAAUGACAUGACACCUGUUCAGGAUGACCCGUUGCUGUUUGACACUAAUGUUGAACAACGCGUUAAUGAUUUUGUUUCUGCAGCCAUAGCACAGGCAAACGUUACGCGUACAAACCACAUAAUGUGGACCAUGGGUGAUGAUUUUAAUUAUCAGUAUGCUGAAUCCUGGUUCCGGAAUAUGGAUAGACUUAUUCAUUACGUGAACAAGGAUGGACGAGUGCAUGCGCUGUAUUCUACUCCAUCCAUUUACACUGAUGCAAAACAUGCAUCAAAUGAAUCUUGGCCACUCAAACGCGAUGAUUAUUUCCCAUAUGCUGAUUCAACAAAUGCUUACUGGACUGGGUAUUUUACUAGCCGUCCAACUUUCAAGGGAUAUGUUCGAAUGCUCAGUGGAUAUUACCUGGCUGCACGUCAAAUAGAAUUUCUUGUGGGAGGAUCAUUCACUUCUAGCUUGGAAGACCCACUGGGAAUCGCCCAGCAUCAUGAUGCCGUCUCAGGAACAGCAAAACAACACACAACUGAUGAUUACUCGAAACGCCUUGCUCUCGGAGCAUCUCAGGUUGAGAAAGGUGUAAAUACUGCUCUGGCUUGUCUGACAAGCUCUAAGGGAACAUGUAUGUCUCCAGCAGUAAAGUUCAGUCAGUGCCAACUGCUCAAUAUAAGCUACUGCCCUUCAACUGAGGAACAAAUUUCAGGAGGAAAGGGUUUAGUUAUAACUGCUUAUAAUCCUCUUGGGUGGGAACAUAGUGACUUCAUACGGGUUCCGGUCAAUGACUUACACCUAGUCGUAAAAAGCUCUGAUGGAAGUUUUGUCGAUUCACAACUAGUUGAGGUAGAUAAUGUGACUAGCAAUUUAAGGAAGUUGUAUGUGAAGGCUUAUCUCGGAAUCAAUACAGACAAACCCCCGAAAUAUUGGCUAGUGUUUCAAGCUUCUGUGCCACCAAUGGGAUGGAAUACUUAUUUCGUCUCAAAGCCCAAGGGAGCAGGAUCUAACAGAAUGGGGUAUGUCUCAACCAUCGCUUCUCCAAGCAAAGACACAGUUGAAGUUGGACCAGGGUCUCUAAAGAUGACAUUUUCGUCAGCAUCUGGACAACUUACGCGGAUGUUCAAUUCUAUCACAGGAGUGGAUUUACCAAUUCAACAGAGCUUUCUUUGGUAUGGUUCAAAUAAUGGUGAUGGCGCGGAUUCACAGGCAUCUGGAGCUUAUAUUUUUAGACCAGAUGGGUCUACACCGACUGUUGUUUCAAGAUCGGUACCGUUAAAAGUCAUCCGUGGACCUCUGGUUGAUGAAGUCCACCAGCAAUUCAGCCCGUGGAUUUAUCAGAUAUUAUUUAGCUCCAACAACUUAAGGUCACCACGAAAAGAACAUAUCAUGUGGCUAAGGCUAAACUUCUUGAUGUCUGGACCCAAUGUGCCUCCUGUUCAGGUUACAAGACUAUAUAAGGAUAAGGAGCAUGCUGAAGUAGAAUACACGAUUGGGCCAAUCCCGGUCAAUGAUGGCAUAGGAAAGGAGGUCAUCACAAGACUGACAGCAAAUAUGGUCACAAACCACACUUUUUAUACAGAUUCGAAUGGAAGGGAUUUUCUCAAGAGGGUGAGAGACUACAGGGAAGAUUGGGAUCUUCAAGUGACUCAACCGGUUGCAGGAAAUUACUAUCCCGUCAAUCUCGGAAUGUAUGUAACAGAUGGGAAAUAUGAACUUAGUGUCCUUGUUGAUCGUGCUGUUGGAGCUUCAAGCAUUCAGGAUGGUCAAAUAGAAAUGAUGUUCCACAGGCGUAUACUUCAUGAUGAUGGCAGAGGUGUGGAGGAGCCACUGGAUGAAACUGUUUGCGUUGACAGAAAAUGUGAUGGGCUCGUGGCUAGGGGUACUUAUUAUGUCAAUGUCAACAAGCUUGGACAUGGAGCUCACUGGCGGAGGACACAAGGACAAAAAGUUUAUUCACCCUUUCUUCUUGGUUUCGCUCAUGAGGAUGAGAGCAGUUGGAAAUCCUACAGUGUUGUGAAAGCGAGCAUGAUGAAUGCAAAUUACAGUCUUCCUGAUAAUGUGGCAAUCAUCACCUUGCAGAGUCUCGAUGAUGGUACCGCACUUCUCCGCUUGGCACAUUUGUUUCAGGCUGCGGAGGACCCACAGUACUCAGUGAUGGCAAAAGUUGAACUGAAAAAAUUGUUUGGAAAGAAAACUAUCAAGGAAUGGACUGAAACUAACCUGUCUGCCAACCAAAAGAAGGCGGCGAUGAGGAAGCUCAAGUGGAGGGUUGUCGGAGACACCGAAAGUGGUCCUGCCCCAAUUACCGGUAGCCCGGUUGACAGUCAAUCCCUUGUUGUCGAGCUGGGGCCCAUGGAGAUACGCACAUUCUUGCUGAAACUGUGA